Messenger RNA from Chelonoidis abingdonii (Abingdon island giant tortoise), 3805 nucleotides. It is a transcript of the gene SLC35A5, whose product is annotated as solute carrier family 35 member A5. Gene Ontology annotation, cellular component: Golgi membrane. Gene Ontology annotation, biological process: pyrimidine nucleotide-sugar transmembrane transport. The record is from RefSeq and is a predicted model, not a curated record. Gene Ontology annotation, molecular function: pyrimidine nucleotide-sugar transmembrane transporter activity. Lineage: Eukaryota; Metazoa; Chordata; Testudines; Testudinidae.
UUAGCGCAGCUGUUGUGAGCAUUGUAAACACCUUGUGGAUUAUUCUGCAGUAAGUGCAGUACUUGGCUAGGAACUGCCAGCAUGAGGAUGAUUGUGAGGAGGACAUGGGCACAGACAUUCGUGAAAGCAUCGGCUGUGGUAGUUGGGAUAUCAUGGCGGCAGUGGGGCAGGGUGAUACAGGAUUCUGGGCCUGUCAAACAAGCACAGACCGGUGGGACCACACUGUGUUGCAGGGCAUUGACAGCCAGACAGCAGAAUGGAGACCAAGUGCUGCAGCAUGUCUUUAUGGUGCUCCAAGUCAGCCUUGUACACAUUCCUGCUAGGAGGAGCAUUUGUUACCUUAGGUUCAAGUCGUAUUCUCCUGAUGAAAUAUUCUGCCAACGAAGAUAACAAAUACGAUUACCUUCCUGCAACUGUGAAUGUGUGCUCUGAGCUAGUUAAACUGGUGUUAUGUAUGACAGUGGCACUCUGGAUAACAACAAAAAAGGGACGUUCGUAUAGUGACUUUGGAUGCACCUCAUGGAGGGAGUUUUGUAACUACAUGAAGUGGUCAAUUCCAGCCUUUCUGUACUUUUUGGAUAACCUGAUUGUUUUCUAUGUAUUGUCCUACCUCCAACCAGCCAUGGCUGUAUUAUUCUCAAAUUUUAUCAUUGUAACAACAGCGCUCCUAUUCAGGAUAGUGCUAAAACGGCAGCUCUCCUGGGUACAAUGGGCAUCUCUACUGAUUUUGUUCCUGUCCAUCAUAGCUCUGACUGCAGGGACCGGAAGCAAUCAGCACAGCUUGGCCACACAUGGGUUUCAUCAUGACAUGUUUUUCAGCUCAUCUAAUCGCUGCCUUCAGUACACCAGGCCUGAGGAAGAAUGCUGGGGAGGAGACAACUGUACGGAAACAGGGUUCUUUCCCAGCUUCAAGUGGAAUGUCACUGCUGCCACUGCAGGAGCAUUGAAACCUCUCCGUCUCGGUUUGGGCCAUCUGCUGAUAAUAGUGCAGUGUUUCAUCUCCGCUUUGGCCAACAUCUAUAAUGAAAAGAUCCUGAAGGAAGGGGACCAGCUCAAUGAAAGUAUAUUUGUGCAGAAUAGCAAGCUAUAUGUGUUCGGGAUGCUGUUCAAUGGGCUGAUGCUGGGCCUGCGCUCUGAGAACCGUUGGCAGAUAGAAUAUUGCGGCUUCUUUUAUGGCCACAAUGUGUUCUCUGUAGCUCUCAUUUUUGUCACUGCCUUCCUGGGGCUGUCUGUGGCCUUCAUUCUGAAGUUCCGAGACAACAUGUUCCACGUCCUGACUGCGCAGAUCACCACCGUGAUCAUCACCAUUGUGUCCAUUGUCAUCUUUGACUUCAAGCCUUCUCUGGACUUCUUCUUGGAAGCACCUGUGGUGCUUCUUUCCAUAUUUAUCUACAAUGCCAGCAAACAUCAAGGCCUGGAAUAUGCCACUCAGCAGGAGAGGAACAAACUCCUCGGUGAGAUCUGGGAGCGAUCCAGUGGGGAUGGAGAGGAACUUGAGAGACUGACCAAAGCAAACAGUGACAUUGAUACAGAUGAAGAUGCCUUCUAGCAUGAGCUUGUGCAACUGAGUGCUGGGUAUUCUCCAAGAGAACAGUGUUGGUAUCUUUUUAAGCUAUGGGAUAGUCUUUUUUCUAAGUGCAACAGUUAAAACUGUUCGGAUGGUUUUGUGAUUCCAGAGUAUUUGUACUGUGUUUUUAAGUUGUGCAAAUAAAACACAGCUCCAAGAUCAGAAUAGGGUGUGUCCAGGUUUAGGGCUGAGGUGUCUGUUGAGAAAAAAUGAGUAAAGCCCAUUGGAUUUCAGCAGCUGACAAGGAAAGCUAGAGAAUUAUCAGUUCGAACCUUAUAUAUUAAGGGUUUUUUUCUCUUCUCACACUAGUGUAAAUCAGAAGUUAAUUCCAGUGCAUUCAAUGAUAAACUGAUAAUAAAAGUGAUAUGAGAGAAAGGUUUGGCCCUAGCUUAAUGAUCUGGAUGACAUGGGAGCUGUAUUAUGUGUAGUAAUCCAGAACACUCGGUGUCCUCAAUUGUACGUUUGUCUAUCAUACACUAGGGUUGUAUGGGGAUAAUAACAUUUCUCACUGGUGAAAGGCCUGAUCCUGUAAACCUCACAUCUGUGAUCCUGACUCAAUUGGGAAUAGUCCCAUUGAAUGGGCCCCUAACAUUUGUAAAGCACUAUAAAGACAUGAAGUGUUAUAUAAGUGCUAUGUAUUCUUAUUUCCAGGGCUACAUGUUCAUUGGUAUUGUGCACCCUUCUGCAAUUUGAUUGAUGGAUGAUUCCACAGCUGCAGAAUGAGUUUCCUCAUUUCUGCAGUUAUCUGCAGGUGCUGUUGCUUCUGUGUGUCCUGUGGAACAUUACACCCAAUUAUAAAUACGUUCUGUUUGUUUGAUAACGUGAUUAGUGUUCCACAGUGGCAGGGAAGCUUUCCAGAUAUUCAGAAUACAAGCUUUUAAAUAAACAGAGGGUUCAUAUACUUCCCUUUGGGGAAGUAAUUUCAUUCUUACUCUACCUGGAAUUGCAGUUUGCCCAUCGCAGACAUCAGGGAUUUUCAUUCUAGUUCACUAUAAAAGUAGUUACCUCAUAUCCAAAUUCACUAUAAGUGUAUUUCACCAUAUCUGUAAAUACAGUGUUUUAAAUUUAAAAAGAUUAACUUGACCCAAAAUUUAGAUUUUUGUAAAAACAAACUUAAAAUAAACCCAACCCUAAGAAAUAUUUCUGUAGUCUUAAAAAAGGAAAAAAAAUCAGAUGAAUAGGUUCUGUUUAGACUAACAUUUUUCUGCAUUGUUUGCAGCCCAGAUGCUACAAAACUGCAUUAGCGUGUGGGAUGGUCUAGGUAACACACAGUCUUGCCUCAGUGUAGGGUCUGGACUAGAUGACCUGUCAAGUUCCCUUCCAGUCCUACAUUUUGAUAAUUCUAUGACCCUGACAGUGAAAUUGACUAGAAACUGUUGGGUAAUUUGGAAAGUCUAUUAUCAUUGUCCGAGAGGAGAGAAACGGUGAAAAGUCUGUUCAGUUUUGAAAAUAAUCUUGUUUAUUCCAUGCAGCAUGAUCUGGUGGACUCAGCAACUCCCGAGUCUAAUGCCUUUUCUUCCACUGCUUCAGUCAGCCACCUUGCCUCAGCCAUUUCAGCUUCCUGCCUGAGUUUCCCCAUUUGUAAUAUAGAGAUAAUACUCUUACCUACCUCACAGGUGUGUUCUGAGGAUUAAUUGUUGAAUGUUUGUGCGGUACUUUGAACAGUAAAAACCUAUACAAACACUUCAAUGUGUUUCAAUAAUUUAAGCUGUUACUAAGAAGAUUAGAACACUUGUGUUUUGGUUUUUAAAUAUAAGGCCAGAUUCACUCACAUGUUUCAACUGCUUUUUGACACUGGCCAUACAAAGCACCUGUAAACCCAGCUUAAUCAUUUGAAUUUGGCUCAUCAUUUUUUUUUUUUUUAACCUGACAGUGUCCUCUCAAACAUACCAUUUGGAUUAGGGAUGUAUUCCCUAUUACAGGUGCUGCUCUUGAAUGUGAAUAAAGAAUGUGUGGUCUGACCAUGGUCCAGAUUCUGAGUUUACCCCAUUUUAGGUCAGGGUCACUAUUGCCUUGUGUAGAGUUCCUCCUUAUGUAUUCUGGUGUAAUUGAGAGCAGAAUAAGGCCUGUUGAUUUCAGCAACUCACCCUUAUAUUGCAUUGUGUGUGAGACUCUGCUGCUUUCAUAUGUACUGGUGCCUAUGGUAUAUGACCGUUUUGUAAAUAGGUGUUGUUUUACAUGUAAUUUAUUAUGCCUAAUUGUGAAGCAAGCCUGAAUAAACUAAAGUUCAUUAUGAAA